Messenger RNA from Lasiodiplodia theobromae, 1548 nucleotides. RefSeq names its product Transferase family protein. The transcript has a single exon. The record is from RefSeq and is a predicted model, not a curated record. Bases 1 to 1548 code for a protein of 515 amino acids. Lineage: Eukaryota; Fungi; Ascomycota; Dothideomycetes; Botryosphaeriales; Botryosphaeriaceae. Gene Ontology annotation, molecular function: acyltransferase activity, transferring groups other than amino-acyl groups. Gene Ontology annotation, biological process: secondary metabolite biosynthetic process.
AUGUCCGUCUUCUUUGUCGCCGAGGCACGCGUCUUUCCGGCGUCGGGCUGUUUUGAGGAGCGCACCGUACCGCUUUCGAUUCUUGACGCCACGGUCGCCAAUUUCACACCCACCGAGACAGUGCUGGCCUACGAUGCGCCCGCACCAACGCCAACUUUCCUACUUGAGGCACUGCGGCGCGUGCUAGAUGCGUAUCCGCAGUGGUGCGGCAGUCUGCACUGCCUUCCCUUCGACGCAGCCACCCGCCAUGGUCGUUUAGCCCUAACCUGGGGCCAUCCCGACGACCCUGGCGUGGUGUUCGUCGAGGCCCGCUGCGAUGUCGCCCUUGCCAGCGUCGCUCCACCCCGCGUCGACGGCGAACUUGACUGGGAUCCGUCGAGCUUUCCAGCCGCCCAGCUGGUGCCAUCCACGCCUUUGGCUGCGCCUGCCGCCCGCGGCGACGACGGCAACGCUCCCCCACGCCCGGCCGUGCUGGUGCAAGUCACUUCCUUCACCUGCGGCGGCCUGGCCAUCGGUCUCCGCCUCGCACACCCGCUCGCCGACGCCCACGCGCUCGCGCAUUUCGUCCGCGACUGGGCCGCCGCAGCCCGCAGCAGCCUUCCGCCGCCCGCCCCCGGCCCGCUCUUCGACCCCAGCCUGCUGGACGCCCGCGCCGCGCCGCAGCCAUCGAACGCAGCCGCGCUCCCAUGCAAUCGCUUCGACUGGUGGAUAUCCAACGCCGGCAGCCCCUUCCCGCCCGUCUCCCCGCCCGCCGAGCUUCUCCGGGACGGCCCGCCGCCGCUCGACCCGCCCGGCACGCCCAUGCCCUGGGCCGACUGGGACCUGGCCGCGCCCGUCGCCCACCGCGUGCUGCACUUCCCCGGCCCGGAGCUGCUGCGCCUGUGGCAAGCAACAACAGCAGCAGCAGCAGCCACUCCCGACGACUCCUCCUCCUCCCGCACCAUCAGCCGCCUCGACGCCCUGCUCGGCCACAUCUGGUCCUGCGUCACCCGCGCCCGCGGCCAAGCCGACACCGACGAGCCCGUGACGCUCGACUACACGCUCGGCGUGCGCGCGCGCCUCGCCCCGCCGCUGCCGGACCGCUUCGUCGGCUCGCCGCUCGUCAUCGCCGCCGCGACGGCGCCUGCGCGGGACGUCGUUUCUUCGUCCGCCGCUAGCCGGCUGCUCCGCAAGACGGUUGCGGCUUUCACGCCUGAAGCCGUCGCCGGGCACGUCGCGGAGAAGAUGCGAGAGCAGAGUCCGCAGCGCUUGUGGCAGGCGUUUCUGGGACGCAGGCACCUGCUCGUCACGUCGUGGAUUCAUACGCGGUUGUAUGAGGUGGAGUUUGGGGUUGGUGGUGGUGGUGGAAGGCCGCGCCUCGUGCAUGCGGCCAUGCCGAGGUUGGAUGGGCUCGUGCAGCUUAUGGAGGCGCCGCCGCGGGACGGGGGCGUGCGGCGGCAGGAGACGAGGCAUUGGGCUGAUGAUGGGGUUGAUGUGCAGGUGUACUUGGCUGCUGAUACGAUGGAGAAGCUGCUGAGGGAUCCGGAGUUGAGGAAGUACCGGGUGUAG